AUGCGUACGUGUUGGAGGGCCCUGCCGGACUUCCGUUCAGUGGGCACGCAAUUGCGGGAGCUCUUCCAAGAGGCCACCUUCGUGGACUACAUCAACAACCGACUUGUGCCCAAAUCCGCCCUUUAUCGUCUCUCUACCCUGCCUAUGGGCGGCGCCUAUCCAAGGGCUCAUGCUGACGCCGGG
This is a messenger RNA of Dibothriocephalus latus, 183 nucleotides long. NCBI's taxonomy places the organism in Eukaryota, Metazoa, Platyhelminthes, Cestoda, Diphyllobothriidea, Diphyllobothriidae. The record is from the annotation of a GenBank genome assembly.